Priapulus caudatus is the source of this 2235-nucleotide messenger RNA. Its product is annotated as putative GTP-binding protein 6. The transcript is spliced from 12 exons. Lineage: Eukaryota; Metazoa; Priapulida; Priapulimorpha; Priapulimorphida; Priapulidae. Gene Ontology annotation, molecular function: ribosome binding; GTP binding. The record is from RefSeq and is a predicted model, not a curated record. Gene Ontology annotation, cellular component: cytoplasm. Bases 96 to 1712 code for a protein of 538 amino acids.
ACUUGUGAUUUGCAUAAACGAUAUGUGAUUGUAUAGCCUUCACUGCAUUAUAAUAUACGCUGGAAUCUUUUGUAAUUAGACAGUGUACUAUUAGUAUGACUCAGGUCAUUAUGAGGCGCCUACCAUGGAAGGAACUAUCGUCCUUGCGAGGAAUUGUGUCGUGUCCUUCAGUCAUGUCCACUGCAAGCGCGAGUGUGGAACUGUGUCACGUGUCCCUCCUGUGCUGCUCUGGGUCUUCCAAUCACACCACAAAGCCAAUGUUAUCGCAGAAAAGGUGGUUGAGUUCAACCCCAUCGCUAUGGAAACACAGGAAGAAGCCGAUUGAUGAUGAGGAGGUUUACGACCACGACGACGUCGACGUGGAUGAUGCCUUCCUCAAGAAUCAAGAGAUCAUCCGUGAAAUCUACAAGGUACCUGGCCACGGUGCGAGAGUGUUUGUCGUGCAUCCAGACGUGAAGUGGGGGCCAAAGAAAAAUUACUUGACCACUGGUCAGUUGCAGCUGGAUGAGGCAGUGGCUUUAGCAGAGACACUUCCAAACUGGAAAGCUGUUGAAAAGGUGAUGUUCUCCACAAAAACUCCAAAUAAGAAGACAAUCUUCGGUCGAGGAAAUUUUGAAGAAGUGACGAAAUUGAUUCGCUCUCGAAGCAACAUCACAGCCGUAUUGAUUAAUGUUGACCAGUUGACCGGUGUUCAGCACACAGAACUAGAAAAUGCUUUUGGAGUACCAGUGUAUGACAGGUACAGUAUCGUGCUUCAGAUAUUUGUACAACAUGCCAAAAGUAAAGAGGCCAAGUUGCAGAUUGCUCUUGCUGAGAUUCCAUACAUCAGGUCACGUCUGCAUGAUAUCCACAAGGGCAACAUAGACCACCCAAGUGGGAAGGCUCACUAUGUAGGUGGGCCGGGAGAGACCUACUAUGAAACGCGCCACAGGCUGCUGAAGGAAAGAGAAGCUAAGAUCAGGAAGGCACUGGAGAAGGUGAGCAGCAAGCGUCAGGUGCUAAAGCAGAAUCGUCUGCGCAGGGAGAUCCCUACAGUGGCCGUCGUAGGCUACACGAACGCCGGUAAGACGUCGCUGAUCAAGGCGGUGACGGGCGCGGUGAAGCUGGAGCCGCGGGAGCAGCUGUUUGCGACGCUGGACGUGACCGCGCACGCCGGCGCGCUGCCCAACAGGAUGAACGUCGUCUACAUCGACACGGUCGGCUUUAUCUCCGACAUACCGACCUCCCUCAUCGGCUCCUUUCGCGCGACGCUGGAGGAUCUCAUACAUGCGGAUCUGGUGCUACAUGUUAGAGACAUCAGUCAUCCAGACACUGUUGCUCAGAAGGAGAAUGUCAUGCAGACGUUGAUGAGCCUGAAAGUGGGUGACAAACUUAUGGACAAUAUGAUAGAAGUUUGCAACAAGUGUGACCUUCUUAAAGGAGGACUGCCUGAGGUAGACGAGGGCUCUAUCACUGUGUCUGCACUGCACGGCACAGGACUGGAUUCUCUGUUGGAGCUGGUGGAAGACCGCGUCAUGCUAUCUACAGGAAAGCUCAUUAAGAGCUUCCUGGUAGCGAAUGGUGGGAAAGAGUUUCAGUGGCUGUACAAGGAAGCGUCGGUUGACCUCGUGGAAACGCACAGCGAUCCUGAAUACCUUGUUGUCACGGCAAUUCUUAGUCAGAGCUCACUAUCCAAGUACAUGAAUGAAUUUGGUAAAGAGAGUGUGCAGUGAUGAUAAUCAAAUUGCUCAGUAAGAAACAAUGUAAUAAUAUAAAACAUAAAAUAUAAUAAUAAAGCAAAGUUGGUGUUUGCAGUCGGGCAGUUUAGCGGAUGUGUGACUGAUGGUUAUCACGUGUGUGAAGCUUUUAUACAUCAUGUAAAAUACGUGAGAUUUUUUUUAAUUGCUCAUACAGUUUACAAAAUGUUCAGUAGUGCCAACUUUGUUCUGUGACCGAUCAGGUCUGUUUUGCUUGUUUAAUGAGUGUGGGGUUAGUGCUAGUUGAUAUGAAGAUUGUUUGAUAUUGUGUGACGUUGUGAGUUGCUGCAGUGGAUAUUAUCAUGGCUUAAUACUAUGAGAAAUUUGAGCAAUAUGUAAUCGGGUGUGUAUAAUAUAGAGAUAUCAAUAUUAUACACUUCUGGUAUAUGAUGUUCUUAUUGUUUUAACUGAAGAUGCAUGUGUAAGUUCGGGGAAUACUAAGCGGGCCCAUGUUAGAAUAAAUGUUCAAAGUUGUAAAAUAAAGUAUUUUAAUAAUGAA